AGAAAAGCGAGCUCGAGAGCAAAUUCUCCCAGCCUUGCAUAUUUCCUACCCAGCCCUCCUCCUGGCUCCUUCUUUUGUGUGGUGUGUUUGAAAGGGAGGCAAGGAAGCAAAAGAGAAGAAGAGGAAGGAAGGAAGGAAGGAGAGAGAGAGAGAGAAAAAGGGGGAAGGGAGGAGAGCGGCGGCGGCGGCGGCGGCGGAGUCAUGUCCAGCAGAGUUGCGUGAGGAUAAUGUGAUCGGCAAAGAGGCGAUGAAUAUGCUGUCGCUGAAGGUUGGCAGUGGCGCCGAAGGGUCGGGCAGCCUCCCCGGCAGCCAGGAGUCCUCUCUUCUGGAAGAAAAAAGUCUCUCCCGAAAGGCAGCGGCCGCCGAAGGGAUCGGAACCCCGCAGCCGGCUGAUGGGAGCGCCAUCGCCUGCCAGCCCGUUGGACUGGAAAACGGAGCCAACCCGCCGGCCGAAUGGUUCCCACGCAGCCAGGGCCCGGGGCUGCGGCAGCCCAACAGUGAGGUGGAUGGUGCUGAGAGGAACUUCAGGGUGAACCUGCACUGCAAGCACGGGCGUCCCAGAGAACUCAAGUGUAACAGCAGGAGCAGCAAAGGUGAAGGUCCAGGUUCCGCGUUUGCAGAUCUCCACCCGAGCAACUGUUCUUCUAAGAGGCAUGCUGGUGAAGAGGAACUGAGGAAGCGCCUGAAAUCCCAGGGGCCACCCGUCCCAUCGACAGGAGGCACCGUCCGCAGCUCCUCUGAGCACCCCCAAGAGCCAAAGUUCUACCAGGCAGGGCAUCCUGGUCAAAAGGCACCGGCGUGUCUGGCAGAGAAGGCCCUGUCAUUCAGCAUGCUCAGUUUCCCAGAAGGCUCCUGCUCAGCAUUAGGCCGGGAGCACAAGGCUGGCUCACUGCGCCACACUGAGGGCGCUGACCGCUACAAGAGCCUUCACGCCCAGAGCAGUGCCAAGGCGGAGGACGUGCCAGCAGCCAACCUUCUGGUCUGCCCUGUCGACGCCCAGGGCCCAGAUGAGACAGCCACACAGGACCGAGCGGCCAAGACCUUCUCCAACGCCACGCUAGCCUCGGGAAGGUGCAACAUCGACAACAUCAUUUCGCUUCUCAAGAGCAAGUGCGGCAACGGCCGCAUCAACCUCUACCCCGUGGUGCAGCUCAUCGACAUCAUGAAGGACAUCAACCGCCUGUCCCAGGACCUGAAGAGCUGUGGCGUCCACCUGGACUGCAGCGGCCUACAGCUCAACAGCCACCCGUCCUUCCUCGGCGAAGAAGGCCGGGAGCAGGACCUGCAGUACAGCUUCUACUCCUCCCCAGUGCUGGCCAACAGCAUCCGUAGCCCCGAGGACCUCGUGGCGCAGGGCAGUGCCAAGGCCGAGCUGCCCAAGCAGACCCAGGCCAGCCUGUAUGUGGAGGAGCCGGAGGGGGACCCUCCAUUCCCGGCGGGUCUGAGCAGCCCUGCUAUGAAGGCUCCCAGCAGCCUCGACGAGGCCAGCAGCUCGGAGUCAGACGCCACUGACUACACAGAGCUGGCGGACACGGAUAUCCUGAGCGAGCUGGCUUCUCUGGCAUGCCAGGGGCCCCAGCUGCUGGAUCACCAGCACCCGGAGCCCCACCCGCAGCUGCUCCCGAGCGAAGGGCCUGAGGGAAGGCCCCAGCUGAUGGGCCCGCAGUCUCUGGAGCACCAGCCACAGCUGGUGGAUUCGAAGUCUCUCGAGCCCCCUCCAGAACCCCUGGCGCUGCAGCCCAUGGGGGCCCUGCCCACACCCCUGGGGCUGCAGCCCCUGGAGCCGCUGGAGCUGCAGAGCCUGGCGCCCCUGUCCGACUCACUCUCCCUGCAGUCCCUGGAGCCCCUUUCUGAGCCCCUGGGGCUCCAGGCGUUAGGGGCCCUGGACCACCACUUGCUCGACGCCCAGGCCCAGCUCCUGGAUCCAGAGGCCCAGCUGCUGGGCCCCCUGCCCAAGUUGCUGGACUCCCAGCCCCAGCUGGGGGAGGAGGAGCCCCUGGGCACCCACGUGCCGCAGCCAGACGCCCGCCUGGGAGGCUGCUCCCUGAGGGGCGUGGGGCGGCGCGGGGCGGGGCGGGGCAGGGACGACCACAGGAAGUACGCUCUCCGUAGAACAGAUAAACCAAAGAUUCUCUGCCGCCGGCGGAGGGGGGGCCGGGGGCGACGGGCCGACCUCGUCGCCGAGACCAGGGUCCUCCCCAUGGCUGUGCCGGUGGAAGUGGUGAUGGCGCAGCCUGAGGAGGCCAGGAUGCCGGUGGGCACGGUGGCCGUGGAAGAAGCACUUCGGCCCAUUGGUUCCACCCCGGAGCCUGAAGACGGCCGGAAGGCGGCCGCCGCCAGCCUGCAGCCUCCGAAGCCCAAGUGCCGCGGGGUCCGCAGGAUGGUGGUGAGGAUGGCCAAGAUCCCUGUCUCCCUCGGGAGGAGGAACAAGACGACAUACAAGGUCUCCUCGCUGAACAGCAACUUGAACCUGGAGGGCAAGGAGGCGACAGCCUGCAGCCCAGUAGAGCCAACUCCGCUGCUGAAGAUGAAGAACAACGGCCGCAAUGUGGUCGUAGUCUUCCCGCCGGGCGAGAUGCCCAUAAUCCUGAAGCGCAAGCGGGGAAGGCCCCCGAAGAACCUGAUGCUGGGCCCCUGCAAGCCCAAGGAGCCCACCCCAGAAGUGAAGAAGCGGAGGAGGAGGAAACAGAAGCUGGCGUCACCGCAGCCCUCCUACGUCGCCGACACCAAUGACAGCAAAGCCGACUACUCCGACGUCCUGGCAAAGCUGGCCUUCCUCAACCGCCAGAGCCAGUGCUCCGCUCGCUGCUCCCCACCCCGCUGCUGGACCCCAAGCGAGCCGGACUCCAUCCACCAGGCCCCCGACACGCAAAGCAUUUCCCACUUCUUGCACCGGGUCCAAGGCUUCCGGCGGCGUGGGGGCAAAGGAGGCGGAUUCGGGCGCGGAGGGGGCCAUUCCGCCCGCUCGUCUCGCUGCUCCUUCAGUGAUUUUUUCGAAGGCAUCGGCAAGAAGAAGAAGGCAGCGCCGGGGACGGCCAUGCAUGCCGACCCUGCUCACCCACGGAAAAGGGGCCGGCCUGAACCGGACUCCAUGGAGAAGCCCAAGAGGAAGAGACGAUCCCGUAAAAACGGAGCUCUGUUUCCAGAGCAGAACCUGAGCCAGAACUUCAGUGACGGGGCCUCCGAGUGGUGCGGAGACAAGGAGGGUCCCUGGAUGUCCCACCACGGACACCUCUCCGGCCAAGCCAACAGGAACUGCAGUUACCAAGGCACCGAUUCUCGGACCUUCCACUCCUCAGCGCUGGAGCCCAGUUCCUCCAGCCGAACUGGUUUUUACAGCGGGAGCAAUCCAUCCUCCCAGUCCGAGCUGAGCCAGGAACGACAGAGCCUUUUCACAGGCUACUUCCGCUCCCUGCUGGAUUCAGAUGACUCCUCCGACCUGCUGGACUUUGCCCUCUCCAAUACACGCUCCGAGUCACGGAAGUCUGCGGCCACGUACACGGCUCCACCCAACGCCAUCGCCACCCAGAGGGGCAUGGCGUCGUACCCGAGCCGAGGGGGCAAAGUCACGCCCUCCUCCACCUCUGCCACCACCACGACCGAGGCGCCGUUCCACACGGUCAUGACGAGCCGGCCGUCGUUCCCCUCCGGCAGAGCGGCGGGAUACGGCCUUUCCCAGGGGGCCUCCGAGUGCCGCGGCACAGAGGCCUUCCAGAAGCUGGCGCCCAUCUCGGCCAUCUCCAGGUCGCCCACCACCCACUCCACGGCGGCCCCCAGCUAUGCACAGUACAGCAGCUACAGCGGCACCAGCGGGGGGCAAAGCCUGACCCCCUCGAGCCUGUUCCAGCAGGGGAAGCCCUACCACACCACGCAGGACUGCCCCAACAACAAGGACUGCAGCUUCACCUACGGCAGCGGGAGUAGCCUGCCCUCGUCCCCCAGCAGCGCCCACAGCGCCAGCUACUCCCAGCAGACCCCGGGGCCCAGCGUGCCCCUGAGCAAGGCCACCUUCUUCAACAGCUCGGACCCCAGCCAGUUCCCCAGCUCCUCCCACACGCCCAUGCGGUGCGACAGCCGGGCAAGCACAGUGUCCCCGGGCGGCUACAUGGUCCCCAAGGGCUCGGCCUCCUUCCAGCCCUCCCCAGAGAACUGUCGGCAGUUCCCCAGUGCCUCCCAGUGGGCGUUCCGACAAGGCUACGGCGGCCUGGACUGGAGCUCGGAGCCCUUCAGCCAGCUGUACAAUCCGGGCUUCGACUGCCAUAUCAAUGAGCCCAACAUCAUCCUCGACAUCUCCAACUACACGCCGCAGAAGGCCAAGCAGCAGACCGUGUCCGAAACCUUCUCCGAGUCCUCCUCGGACAGCACCCAGUUCAACCAGCCGGCCGGCUACAGAAGGGCCAACAGCGAGGCUUCCUCUAGCGAGGGCCAGUCCAGCCUCUCGAGCCUGGAGAAGCUCAUGAUGGACUGGAACGAGUCCUCCUCGGCCCCAGGCUACAACUGGAAUCAGAGCGUCUUGUUCCAGAGCAGCUCCAAGCCUGGCCGCGGUCGGCGGAAGAAAGUGGACCUCUUCGAGGCAGCUCACCUGAACUUCACGGCGGGCGUGUAUCCUUCCAAGAGGGGCACGGGAGCCAGGCAGCCACGGGGCUCCCGGGGGGCGUGCGCCUCCAAGAAGGAGCGCGGCACCGGCAAAACCAAGUUCCCCGCCAAGUCCCAGGCGGUGAACCCCCUGUUCCAAGACAGCACCGAUUUAGGCUUGGACUACUACAGCGGAGAUAGCAGCAUGUCCCCGCUACCCUCCCAGUCCCGGGGCUUUGGGCUCAGCGAAAGAGACCCUUGCGACUAUGCCGGGCCCUAUUCCAUGAACCCUUCCACCCCUUCGGACGGCACCUUUGGGCAAGGGUUCCAGAGCGACUCCCCCGGCCUGGGGCAGACAGAUCUGGACAGCAAGCAUUUCCCCGCCUUGCCCCACCAGCUGGCUGCCCCGCCCCCCCAGCAGACUGUGUUUGAGGCAAGCCUGCAGAAAGCCUUCUCGCCCAACUGCUCCCCAACUCUGGCCUUCAAGGAGGACUUGCGGCCCGGCGACAUCCGGAAGCUCCCAGCCUGUGACUCGCUCAAACACGGCAUGCCGGGGGCGGCCAGCAUGCCCCACUCGGCGGCCGCCCACAUGGCCUGCCGGGACCUGCCCAUGUCUCAGCCGCACUACGAUUCCCCCAGCUGCAAAACGCCCAGCUACUGGUACUCCCCGUCCUCCAGCACCCGCAGCCCCCCCUAUGACAACAAAGCUGGGGUUGGGAUGCUGGUGGACUUCAUGGGGAGAAGCCCAGACGCCUCCUGCCUCAACGCCCACCUGAGCAGCCCCCCCAGCAGCAACCCCUCCAAGAGCGAGAAGGAGCCCAUGGACAUGGCACGGGCCCACCACCGGGGGGCCUACCUUUGCCCCCUGAUGAAUGACUUGAACAUCUCCCCUGUCCCGAGAGACUCCAUGCUGCCACUUCAGGACAACUAUAGGUACCCCAGCUUUGCGCCCCAGGGGCACCCCAUCAUGGCCGCAGCCCAGAAGAGCGGGUUUUUGGGUCCAAUGCUAGAGCAACAUCCUGAGGAUACGUUCACAGUCACCUCAUUGUAGUGUCAUCUGAAGUGCCAACCCGGACCACGAGGUUUUGUUUCAGGAGCUACUUAGCCAGCACUUUUUCUGGAACACUUUUCAAGUUCUGUAUUUAAUGGAAAUCAAAAACUGAUCUUUUCCUUUGUUUGUUGGUUCUUUUGUUUUGUUUUUUAUAUAAAAAAGAGGAAAAGAGGGAAAAAGGAGAGAAAUAAGUACCCCCUUUAAAAAAGGAAGGAAAGAAGGAAGAAGAAAAAAUAUAUUUAAACAAUUAACUUGCUUUCUUUGAGAAUGGUGUGGAGGCAAUUUUUGGACCAGACUUGGUCACCAGACUCCUCCACAGUCCAGCAAAAAGACAAUCGAAUGGUCUCAGCCAUCUGUGGCGCAGGAGAGCAUGGGGGGGUUCCCACGAUCCUCCCCACCACCCACCUACAGCAUGCAUGUGAGAAACCCACCAGAAGGCAAUCGACAGCGGUCAAGGACAGCCACGGGGAAGGGACACUUGGUUUCGCUUCUUUUCGGGGAGGGGAAAGAAAACCGUCUAAUCUGUGAACUCAAAGCUCAGUAAUGAAGACUGAAGACUCGGCACUUUCCUCCUCCUCAUCUUCCCAGCCCCUUCUUUUGUGCGGGUUUCUUUAUUUUUCUCCCAGUUUGUUUGCGUUUUUAAUUGCUUUUGUUGCUUAUUUUCUUUGGAGAACCCAGAAGAUUUUACAAGUCUGUGAAUGGAUCUUGGAGACACGAUCACCUCCCAUUUCCAUAACCAUCAGGAAAAAGACCCUUCUCACCAGUCCCUCUAGCUAUGCUUUUGCAACUCUGGUUCCUCCCAGACAUUGCUUCUUUGUGGGGGUGGGGAAGAAGAGCAGGGGAGUGCCACCGGAACAGUCCUCGUCCACCAAGACAUCCAAGCAAGAAGAUGGACGCCUCGGGUUGCCUUUCCUCCCCCCUCCCUGCCUUCUCUGUCGUGCCGUGCCCCUUUCUGUACCUGUGCCCCCAGCACUCCCGACCCCUCAGUCCCAGGUCUGUCACUGAGAUGCUUGCGUCUCCUCUAC
This is a messenger RNA of Varanus komodoensis (Komodo dragon), 6651 nucleotides long. It is a transcript of the gene AHDC1, whose product is annotated as AT-hook DNA binding motif containing 1. The record is from RefSeq and is a predicted model, not a curated record. The transcript has 6 exons. Lineage: Eukaryota; Metazoa; Chordata; Lepidosauria; Squamata; Varanidae. The coding region runs from base 248 to 5626 and encodes 1792 amino acids.